AUGACUGUGCCGAUUCCAAAACGACAAAAUUUACAAAGGUCCUUCCAUGUCGGAGGCUCUGUUGCUGUAAUCACUGUGGGUCUUCCUGCGCGUGGUAAAACCCAUGUAUCUCGAUCCCUGUGCCGUUAUAUCCGCUGGUUAGGUGUUCCUACACGUGUAUUCAGCGUGGGAAACUAUCGCCGUGAACGUCUUGGGUACCUUCCAAAUGAUUGGUUUAAUGAGAGCAACGCAGAGGCAGUAGCUGUUCGUGAUGAAAUUAGUCAAGAGUGCUUGCAAGAUGCAAUUGACUGGCUCCGUAACCGCGGUCAGAUGGCUAUCUAUGAUGGUAACAAUGUUACGGACGAGAGACGCAAAGCUAUCUAUGAUGAGCUAGUGGAGAACGGUAUUCAGCCACUUUUUAUUGAGUUUAUCUGUACGAAACCAGAGGUGGUUAACGGAAAUAUCCGGAGUGUAAAGAUCUCGUCGCCAGAUUACGUAGGAUGGGAUCCAGAAGAGGCCGUAAAGGAUUACAAGGAACGUAUCAAACGCCAUGAAGCUCUUUAUCAAACAAUGACCGACACUAGUCUUCCGUUUGUCAAACUUAUGAACGUGGGAGAGAAGAUUAUUGUGAACAAUGUCUCUGGAUAUCUCCAGUCACGAAUCUUACACUACCUUACCAACCUGCACAUCACGCCCCGGACCAUUUAUUUUGCACGGACAGGAACCGCAAGGGAUGAAUCAUCUUACAAGAUUGACGCAGAGUUGUCUCCUGAUGGGUUCAUGUAUGCUCGUCAGUUAAAGGACUUCUUGACAUCUUACCGUCAACAGCGUUAUGGAGCUGAAAACAAGCAGAGAAAAUUGACAGUCUGGACAUCAACUCGUAAGAAGGCUCGUCAAACAGUGCAGCCUUUUGUCGAAGCAGGCUACACCGUAAGACAGCACUCGGCGCUCAUGCAAUUAAAUCCCGGAGAACUCAAUGGGAUGUCGCCAGAAGAAAUAAAGGCAAAGUUCCCUGAAGAGGCUGCUCUUGCUGCCGAGAAUCCAUAUCGCCAUCGUUAUCCACGCGCAGAGUCCUAUCAUGACCUGGCCUCUCGUCUUGAAUCUGUUAUUAUGGAAUUGGAGCGUGAAAAGAAUGAUGUAUUGAUCAUUGCACAUGAGACUGUAUUAAGAUGUCUUUAUGCCUACGUCUUUGACCGUCCAGACAGGGAAAUCCCAUCUCUCUCUAUCCCUCGUGCUUGUUUGAUCGAGAUUACUCCAUCUGCUUAUGGCUGUAAAGAAGCUCGUAUGGAGAUUGAUGGUGCUAUGCCCACACCAACAAAAUCGGCCAACUGGAUCCAGCCAAAGACGAAAAGACGUUGA
Phycomyces blakesleeanus NRRL 1555(-) is the source of this 1338-nucleotide messenger RNA. RefSeq lists its product as hypothetical. The coding region runs from base 1 to 1338 and encodes 445 amino acids. The record is from RefSeq and is a predicted model, not a curated record. Gene Ontology annotation, cellular component: cytosol. NCBI's taxonomy places the organism in Eukaryota, Fungi, Mucoromycota, Mucoromycetes, Mucorales, Phycomycetaceae. The transcript is spliced from 13 exons. Gene Ontology annotation, biological process: fructose metabolic process; fructose 2,6-bisphosphate metabolic process. Gene Ontology annotation, molecular function: fructose-2,6-bisphosphate 2-phosphatase activity; 6-phosphofructo-2-kinase activity; ATP binding.